AUGGUGAUCUGGGACAGGCAGCAGAAAGUGGUCCACGGCACUCAGUUUGCUGUGAUUAGUCCUGCCAAGCCCAUCCUGGCCCAGGUGGGGGAAGACACCGAGUUACCGUGUCACCUGUACCCCAAGAUGAGCGCUGAGCACAUGGAGGUCAGGAUCAUUGUUCUGUCUGUGACCCUGCCUGCACUGGGACUGCUCGUCACCUGGGGCCUUUGUCUCUUGUGGAAGCGGAGCAGGAAAAAGGAAUUCAGAAAAAAGGAGGAACUCAAAAGGAUGAAAAGGAAAAAACACAAUAAAAAUGGGAAACACCAGGCUGAGCUCAGAUGGAGUCAGGCCCAAUUACAUGCAUUGGACAUCACCCUGGAUCCAGCCACAGCUCAUCCCAACCUCGCCCUCUUGGAGAAUUGGAAAUGUGUCACAUGGAGAGAAACCCCCAAGUCUCUGCCCGAGAACCCUGAGGGAUUUGAUUUUUACCCUCGCGUAUUGGGUCGAGAGGGCUUCACCUCGGGGAGACAUUAUUGGGAGGUGGAGGUUGGCGGGAGGGAGGCUUGGGGGCUGGGGGUCUGUAGGGAAAAUGUGAAGAAAAAAGCAGAGGUUUCCGAGUCACCAAAGAAUGGAUUCUGGGUUGUGGAGGGGUUUAGAAGCAGGUACUGGGCCCUUACUUCUCCACAGACUCCUCUCUCUUUGAAUGUUUUCCCCCGCCGGGUGGGGGUUUACCUAGACUAUGAGGCUGGAAACAUCUCGUUCUACAGUAGGACUGAUGGAUCCCACAUCUAUACUUUCGCCCACACCACCUUCUCCGGGACCCUCUGGCCUUUCCUCAGCCUUUGGUUCUCAGAUCCAACCCCCCUGACCAUCUGCCCUCACAAGAGAAGAGUUGAAGAAAUAUCAACAGGGUGGGAUUGA
Ornithorhynchus anatinus (platypus) is the source of this 903-nucleotide messenger RNA. RefSeq names its product butyrophilin subfamily 1 member A1-like. Bases 1 to 903 code for a protein of 300 amino acids. Lineage: Eukaryota; Metazoa; Chordata; Mammalia; Monotremata; Ornithorhynchidae. The record is from RefSeq and is a predicted model, not a curated record. The transcript is spliced from 7 exons. Gene Ontology annotation, molecular function: protein binding.